CUGAGCUCCCGGGCCCAGGCAGCCAUGACCGCGGCUGACAGGGCCAUCCAGCGCUUCCUGCGGACCGGGGCGGCGGUCAGUGGCCCCGGACUUCGAAGCUCCCGAAUUCUAUCAGCGCCCCCUAAGCCUGUCGAGACCCCUCCGUCUUCUUAGGAUACCCGGAUCCUUCUGGGCUUCCCAGUCAUUGUCAGCCCCUGCACUGACCUGGGGCUCCUCAAUCCUGCCUCGGUUCUCACAAUCAUAUAUAAAGUCAUGAAGAACUGGGGUGUUAUAGGAGGAAUUGCCGCUGCUCUUGCAGCAGGAAUAUAUGUUAUUUGGGGUCCCAUUACAGAGAGAAAGAAGCGUAGAAAAGGGCUCGUGCCUGGCCUGGUAAACUUAGGGAACACCUGCUUCAUGAACUCGCUGCUGCAGGGCCUCUCCGCCUGCCCCGCGUUCAUCAAGUGGCUGGAAGACUUCACCACCCAGUACAGCAAGGACCAGAAGGAGCCCCCGCCACACCAGUACCUGUCCCUAACACUGCUGCACCUCCUCAAAGCUUUGUCCUGCCAGGAAGUCACUGAGGAUGAGGUCUUAGAUGCAAGCUGCUUGCUGGAUGUCUUAAGAAUGUACAGGUGGCAGAUCUCAUCCUUUGAAGAACAGGAUGCUCACGAGUUAUUCCACGUCAUCACCUCUUCACUGGAAGAUGAGCGAGACCGCCAGCCACGGGUCACACAUUUGUUUGAUGUCCACUCCCUGGAGCAAUCAGAAGGAAUUCCAAAACAAAUAACCUGCCGCACAAGAGGGUCCCCUCAGCCCACGUCCAGUCACUGGAAAUCCCAGCAUCCUUUUCACGGUAGACUCACUAGCAACAUGGUCUGCAAACACUGUGAGCACCAGAGUCCUGUUCGCUUUGACACCUUUGAUAGCCUUUCACUGAGCAUUCCAGCUGCCACCUGGGGUCAUCCGCUGACCCUGGACCACUGCCUUCACCACUUCAUCUCCUCCGAGUCCGUGCGCGAUGUUGUGUGCGACAACUGCACAAAGAUCGAAGCAAAAGGAACCUUGAAUGGGGAAAAGGUGGAACACCAGAGGACCACAUUUGUUAAACAGUUAAAACUAGGGAAGCUCCCCCAGUGCCUGUGCAUCCAUCUGCAGCGGCUCAGCUGGUCCAGCCACGGCACGCCCCUCAAGCGCCAUGAGCACGUGCAGUUCAAUGAGUUCCUGAUGAUGGACAUCUACAAGUACCGCCUCCUGGGCCACAAACCCAGUCUGCACAGCCCCAAACCCAAGGAGAACCCAGGGCCUGCGUUGGAACUGCAGGAUGGGCUGGCAGCCCCCAAGCCAGUUCUGAAUCAGCCAGGGGCUCCCAAAACCCAGAUUUUUAUGAAUGGCGCCUGUUCCCCGUCUUUACUGCCAGCCCUGCCACCCCCAGUGCCCUUCCCUCUCCCGGUGGUUCCUGAUUACAGCUCCUCCACUUACCUCUUCCGGCUGAUGGCGGUCGUCGUCCACCAUGGAGACAUGCACUCUGGACACUUUGUCACCUACCGCCGGUCUCCACCUUCAGCCAAGAAUCCACUUUCCACCAGCAACCAGUGGCUGUGGAUUUCCGACGACACUGUCCGCAAGGCCAGCCUGCAGGAGGUCCUGUCCUCCAGCGCCUACCUGCUGUUCUACGAGCGCGUCCUAUCCCGGAUGCAACAGCAGGGGCAGGAGUUCAGGUCUGAGGAGUGACGUCCCCAGCCCUGAGCCAGGGCCCAGGGCACGGUCCACACUGUGCAGGACAAAAGUAAAGGCGUGCCGUGUGUGGCCACGCGCACGCUCUCGUGUGUGUGUGUGUGCACCCGGCCCCUCUUAGACCUUCAGCUUUCUGUGUAUUGGAAGGGCAGUGCCACGUGGGAGCCAGCCCCGAGCAGCUCCACCCGGGCACACUGAGAGUGUCCCUGGGUUAGGACAGCGUGCCUGCCUGCGUGCGUGCGUACAGCGUGUCUUUUACUCAUCCGAUACAGGUAAAUGAAGAACCUGGAUUCCGGAAGCCACCUUUUCUAUAUUGUAACCUGCAGGUGUCCACAGAGAAAGAGUUGCCUCUGUGUCACCCCUGGCUGUCAGCAUAGAUACCGUAUUUUUAAUAAGUAGACCCAUACAAAUUGUUGACAAGAAAUAGCAAAAUUAUUAAAGGCAACCAUUUAGAAGAAAAAGUGCCUUCCACUUUCGAUUGCUUCUGCAGCCUGUCCCUUGUGAGUAGACGUGUCCUCUAGGCACCCA
This is a messenger RNA of Dipodomys ordii (Ord's kangaroo rat), 2241 nucleotides long. It is a transcript of the gene Usp30, whose product is annotated as ubiquitin specific peptidase 30. The record is from RefSeq and is a predicted model, not a curated record. NCBI's taxonomy places the organism in Eukaryota, Metazoa, Chordata, Mammalia, Rodentia, Heteromyidae. The transcript has 14 exons. Gene Ontology annotation, biological process: protein deubiquitination. Gene Ontology annotation, molecular function: cysteine-type deubiquitinase activity; cysteine-type endopeptidase activity. Bases 253 to 1710 code for a protein of 485 amino acids. Gene Ontology annotation, cellular component: cytosol; nucleus.